Molecule: messenger RNA, 1657 nt
Organism: Drosophila ananassae
Lineage: Eukaryota; Metazoa; Arthropoda; Insecta; Diptera; Drosophilidae
Product: probable cytochrome P450 4e1
Exons: 6
Coding region: 47-1627 (526 amino acids)
Molecular function (GO): monooxygenase activity; oxidoreductase activity, acting on paired donors, with incorporation or reduction of molecular oxygen; heme binding
Source: RefSeq, a predicted model, not a curated record
UGAAACUUAGUCAGUUCUCAGUUCGCGGCUUGUGUCUCUUGGGAAUAUGUGGGUUGUGCUGUGCAUUCUAGUAGGCUUGCCGCUGCUUUUGGUGGCCUAUUUCGAACUUGGCCUAAUGCGCCGCAAACGCAUGCUAAACAAGUUCCAGGGGCCCCGAAUGCUGCCCGUAGUUGGGAAUGCACAUCAAAUGGGCAAGACACCCACAGAAAUUCUAAAUCGCUUCUUCGGUUGGUGGCACGAGUAUGGCAAAGGUAAUUUUCGUUACUGGAUUGGAUCCUAUUCAAACAUUUUGAUAACAUGCCCCAAAUAUAUGGAGUUUAUACUCAGUAGUCAGACACUGAUUUCGAAGGCGGAUUCAUAUGAUCUCAUGCAUGCCUGGUUGGGUUUGGGCUUGCUUACUAGUACGGGUAGCAAGUGGCACAAACGCCGAAAAAUGAUCACUCCUGCCUUCCACUUUAAUAUCCUGCAGGACUUUCACGAGGUGAUGAACGAGAACUCCAGUAAGUUCAUCGAUCAACUGAGAAAAGUGGCGGACGGGGACAACAUCUUCGAUUUCCAAGAGGAGGCUCAUUACCUGACUUUGGAUGUAAUUUGCGAUACCGCCAUGGGGGUUUCCAUAAAUGCCAUGGAGAAUAGAAGUUCAUCUGUUGUGCAAGCUUUUAAAGACAUGUGCUACAUCAUUAAAAUGAGGGCCUUUAAUCCGUGGAAACGGAACGAAAAGCUAUUUCGCUGGGCAUCCGACUAUCCAGCUUAUAAGAGAACUUUGAAAACUCUUCAAGAUUUUACAAACGAGAUCAUUGAAAAGAGGAUUGAAGCUCGAAACUUGAACAACACACCGGAAAGUCCUGGCACUGAGUUCGUUCGCAAAAAGAUGGCCUUUUUGGAUACAUUGCUUUCUUCCAAAAUCGAUGGUCGUCCCUUGACUUCCCAGGAGCUUUACGAAGAAGUAUCCACUUUCAUGUUUGAGGGUCAUGACACCACCACCUCUGGUGUGGGUUUUGCGGUUUAUUUGUUAUCGCGACAUCAAGAUGAGCAGGCUAAAUUAUUUAAAGAGCAGUGCGACAUAAUGGGUGAAUCCAGCCUCUGUCGGGAUGCUACUUUCCAAGAAAUCAGCCAAAUGAAAUACUUGGAUCUUUUCAUAAAAGAAGCUCAACGUCUCUAUCCCAGUGUUCCGUUUAUUGGACGCUUUACUGAGAAAGACUAUGUAAUUGAUGGUGAGGUAGUACCUAAGGGAACUACGCUGAACUUGGGCAUUCUCUUCUUAGGAUAUAAUGAUCGCGUUUUUAAGGAUCCACAUAAGUUCCGACCCGAGCGCUUUGAAGAGGAAAAGCCUGGUCCCUUCGAGUACGUGCCAUUUAGUGCCGGUCCGAGGAAUUGCAUUGGACAAAAGUUUGCUCUUCUCGAAAUCAAGACAGUAGUAUCCAAGAUUAUACGAAACUUUGAGGUUCUGCCUGCCCUUGACGAACUCGCCUCUAAAGACGGCUAUGUAGCCACCACUGUUGGGCUACCGGCAGCGGAGAAGGCUAAAAAGGAUGCAUUAAUUCACAAAUAUGAUCCCAUUUUGUCCGCGGCCAUGACACUUAAAUCGGAAAAUGGUCUCUUUCUACGCAUGAAAUCGAGGCUGUAAAAUAAAGCAUACUCUUAGGCCCAAAAUGAA